GCACUCCGAGCCCAUCCAUCAUCUCUUCUACUCUCUAGGGUUUCAACUCCGCUGCGCGUCCCUCAUCCUCGUCCCUCUCCCUCCCCCUCCUUACCUCCCAAUGGCGAUCGACCUCUUCGACGCGUGUGGCCCCGCCGGGGGCGACGACGAGGAGGACCUCUCCAAGAUCGAGAUCGACGAGGCCUACGCUCGGCGCUUGGAGCACAACAAGAAGCGCGAGGCGCUCCAGCGGUUCGAGGAGCUCAAGAAGCAGGGCCGCGCCGCCUCCUCCUCCGACAACGAGGACGACGAAGACGACGACGACGACGACGACGACGACGACGACGGCGAUGACGACCUCGCGGUGGAUCCCCGCUUCUACGAAACCCUAGCCCGGGUCAAGAAGAACGACCCCGAGAUCCUCCAAGAUGGCGCCAAGAUCUACUCCUCCUCCAACGACGAUGACGACGAAGAAGAUGCGGCGGGGGAUUCGAAGCCGAAAGCGGCCGCCGCCGCUAAGAAUAAGAAGACGAAGGAUCGGCAGAUGUAUUUGAAGGACGUCAAUGCGCAGCAUUUGAUUGAGGAGGGGCCCGAAUUCGUCGAGAAGCGCGUGAGCUCUAACCCUAAGGUCUACAACAAGGAGCAGCAGGAAGGCCUCAAGGCGUUCUUGGAAGCGGAGAAGGCGGCAUUCGGAGCUGACGACAAUGAUGGCGACAUCAUCAAGGAGAAGGGCACUCCCGUCGGCGCGGUCGGCGGCGAGGGUGCCCACGAGGUGGAGGAAAAACUUGACGAGAUUUUCGGGAAAGAUGACGACUUGAGCGAGAACGAGAAGUUUUUGAAAGAGUAUCUCCUGAAUAGGAUGUGGGUCGACAAGGAUAAGGAACAAAAGCCCUCUUUUGAUGAUGCUUGUGGUAUCUCGGAGGACGAAGAUGAGCUCGAUAAGCAGGAUGAGUACGAGGCCAAGUAUAACUUCCGGCACGAAGAAGGGGCGGCUGAUAGGGUUUUGGGCUACUCGAGAGUAGUUGAGGGGUCGGUGAGGAAGAAGACGAAUAGCAGGAAGGUCCAGAGGAAGAGCAAAGAGGAAAGGAUGGCUUUGGCCGAGCAGGAAAGGAAGGAGGAGCUGAAGCAUUUGAAGAAUUUGAAGAAGAAGGAGAUUCAAGAGAGGUUGGAGAAGAUUCGGGCGGUAGCGGGAAUUGCCGACGACGGGGCCUGUAAAUUGGGGGCAGAUGAUCUUGAGGAGGACUUCGAUCCCGAGGAGUACGAUAAGAAGAUGAAAGAGGUGUUCGAUGCGGAUUACUAUGAGGCCGAGGACACUAACCCUGAUUUUGGAAGCGAUGACGAGGCUGAACUGGAGAAACCGGAUUUCGAUAAGGAAGACGAAUUGCUUGGGCUUCCCAAAGGUUGGGAUGUUGGCGGGUCGGGUGAGGGUUUUGCGGCGGCGAGGGAGAGAUUCUUGCAAAUGAAAGAGGGAAAAGAGACGGAAGAGGAGGUGGAGGGUAAGAGGAAGAGGAAAAGAAAGAUCUCUCUUAAGGAGAAAGUGGAGUUAGAAAAAGAGUUGGAAGAGUACUAUAAAUUGGAUUAUGAAGAUACCAUCGGGGAUUUAAAAACUCGAUUCAAGUAUAAGCCUGUACCCUCUAAUAGAUACGGCUUGCGUCCCGAAGAGCUUUUGAUGGCGAAUGAUAAGGACUUGAACCAGUAUGUUUCGUUGAAGAAGUUAGCGCCGUAUAGGCAGAAUGAGUGGAAGGUUACGUAUCACCAGAAGUUGAAGAAGGAUUUGAUUCUUCAGGGAGGAAAGAGUGAGAGGAAUAAAAACUCGAAUUCUGGGGCACAAGAAGGCCGGAAAUCUUCAGACUUAGAGAACGGAAAACGGAGAACUGAAACAACCGAAUUGAAUGGUGAAGAGCAGUUGUCUAGGCGCACCAGAAGGAGACGGCGGCAGGCCGAGUUGAAACUGCCGUUUUCGAGGCUCGUGGCUUACGGGAAAAUUCCUGCAAAACCUCACAAGAAACAUUAAUAUAGGAGAUACAAAGCGUGAUUUAAAGGUAGUUGAUUUUUGAAAUCUUUUGGCCUUUGUUUUCUGCAGGGGAAGGGUAGUUAUUUGUGGAUGAUAGUUGUUCUGCGUAUGUUGUGUUCAAACAGCAGAUUUCUACUCCUUUAUGAGCUAGUUUGCAUUCCUUUAAGCCUGAAGAACUUUUGAGCUCAUGGUAUUAUUUAAUCUAAUGUUUGUCAAAUUUAGUGGAA
Ananas comosus (pineapple) is the source of this 2220-nucleotide messenger RNA. RefSeq names its product protein KRI1 homolog. The transcript has a single exon. The record is from RefSeq and is a predicted model, not a curated record. Gene Ontology annotation, biological process: endonucleolytic cleavage in ITS1 to separate SSU-rRNA from 5.8S rRNA and LSU-rRNA from tricistronic rRNA transcript (SSU-rRNA, 5.8S rRNA, LSU-rRNA). Gene Ontology annotation, cellular component: nucleolus; 90S preribosome. The coding region runs from base 101 to 1993 and encodes 630 amino acids. NCBI's taxonomy places the organism in Eukaryota, Viridiplantae, Streptophyta, Magnoliopsida, Poales, Bromeliaceae.